Verticillium alfalfae VaMs.102 is the source of this 678-nucleotide messenger RNA. Its product is annotated as 2-methylcitrate synthase. Gene Ontology annotation, cellular component: mitochondrial matrix. The transcript is spliced from 3 exons. Bases 1 to 678 code for a protein of 225 amino acids. Gene Ontology annotation, molecular function: 2-methylcitrate synthase activity. Gene Ontology annotation, biological process: carbohydrate metabolic process; tricarboxylic acid cycle. The record is from RefSeq and is a predicted model, not a curated record. NCBI's taxonomy places the organism in Eukaryota, Fungi, Ascomycota, Sordariomycetes, Glomerellales, Plectosphaerellaceae.
AUGGCUAUGAACAUCCGCCGAACGACGAGAGCGCUGGGCGCCCUUCGCCCCAUGGCUGCCCGGUCCGCCGUCAAUGCCCGCCAGUACUCCACCUCCGAGCCCGACCUGAAGACCACCCUGAAAGAAGCUAUCCCCGCCAAGCGCGAGCUUCUUAAGAAGGUCAAGGCUCACUCCAACAAGGUCAUUGGUGAGGUCAAGGUCGAAAACACCCUCGGUGGCAUGCGUGGCCUCAAGGCCAUGGUCUGGGAGGGCUCCGUCCUAGACGCCAACGAGGGAAUCCGCUUCCACGGCCGCACCAUCAAGGACUGCUAUGGCCACGCCGUCCUCCGCAAGCCCGAUCCUCGCUUCGAGGCCCUGAUGGACUACGCGUCUGCCCGUCCUGAGAUUGCCGAAGACCCUGUGUUCCAGCUCGUCAAGCUGAACAGCGAGCUCGCCCCUGAGGUUCUGAAGAAGCACGGAAAGACCAAGAACCCUUACCCCAAUGUCGACUCGAGCUCUGGCGUCCUCUUCCACCACUACGGCUUCCACGAGACCCUCUACUACACUGCCACCUUCGGUGUCUCCCGAGGCCUUGGCCCUCUGGCUCAGCUCAUCUGGGACCGCGCCCUAGGUCUUCCCAUUGAGCGCCCCAAGAGCAUCAACCUCGAGGGUCUUCUUAAGCAGGCCGAGAGUGCGUAA